Molecule: messenger RNA, 1215 nt
Organism: Aegilops tauschii subsp. strangulata
Lineage: Eukaryota; Viridiplantae; Streptophyta; Magnoliopsida; Poales; Poaceae
Product: cytosolic sulfotransferase 8-like
Molecular function (GO): sulfotransferase activity
Source: RefSeq, a predicted model, not a curated record
AUGGAAGGCGACGGCACAGAGACAGCAGACGCCUACGCCAGGUACGAGGCGAUCGCUUCCUCCCUCCCGGCGUCGGCGUGCCAGGGCCUGGGGGCCGCCGCGUACAAGAACCACCGCAACUUCUGGUAUCCGGCGCACCAGAUGGCGCCGACGCUCGCCGCGCGGGACACCUUCGUCGCCCGCCCCACCGACAUCCUCGUCGCCACCCUGCCCAAGUCCGGCACCACGUGGCUCAAGGCGCUCGUGUUCGCCAUCGCGCACCGCCGCGUGCACACCCCGGUAGCGGACGGCGCGGGGCAACGCCGCCACCCGCUCCUGGGCUCCAGCCCCCACGACCUCGUCCCCUUCCUGCACUACGUCUACGAGAAGCACCGGUCGGCCGCGGUCCCGCACCUGGAGGCGAUGCCGGCGCCGCGCGUCCUGGCCGUGCACGCGCCGCUGUCGGCGCUGCCGGUGUCCGUGGCCGGGUCCGGCUGCCGCGUCGUGUACAUGUGCCGGGACCCCAAGGACGCGCUCGUCUCGCUCUGGCACUACCUCCGGAAAGCCAACCGUCCUGGCGCCACCGCGGCGUCGCUGGAGGAGCUGCUCGCGGCGUUCUGCGACGGCGUCUCGCCGUUCGGGCCGGCGUGGGAGCACAUCGCCGAGUACUGGAGGGAGAGCCUGGCGCGGCCGGAGCAGGUCAUGUUCCUCCGGUACGAGCACCUCGAGGAGGACACGGUGGGGAGCGUCAAGCGGCUCGCCGAGUUCCUCGGCUGCCCGUUCACGGGCGAGGAGGCGGCCGGGGCGGUCCCCGAGGCCGUGGCGGCGCUGUGCGGCAUAGAGCGGAUGAGGAGCGUGGAGGCGAACCGCACCGGCGAGUACGGGGUUCACUGGAAGUUCAGCAACUCCGCAUUCUUCAGGAACGGGGAGGUUGGGGACUGGAAGCAGCACAUGACGGCCGAGAUGGCGCAGAGAAUCGAUGGCAUCAUGGAUGGUAAGUUGCGGGGCAUUGGCCUCUCGCUUAUCACCCAACCAAAGCAACUUCCGAAUGAAAAUUAAGUUAUGAUGAUUUAGGUAAUUGGCUCUACUUUACAAAAAUACAUAAUCCAAAAAAAUUGUGACGAUGCUCAUAUUUAUUAUUAGGGACUGAAAGUCGUGAAAAAUGCAGCACUUCUGAGUGCAGCGAUCUAAACGUUGGAACGAAUCUCACGCAUCAAAUUAUCUACCAUGGAAAAA